AUGGACUUAAUAUUCAGAGGAGCCAAGAUCGUGUCACGCAUCCCAAGAACAUCACUAUGGACAUCGCAAUACCGCAGCGCAUCACGAGCAACAUACACUGUACCCAUCGCUCAACCGCCGCCAACACAUGAACACUGGAAUAUUCCCACGCUAGAUGAAUGCCCCUCGCCGACAUGUCAGUGUGGAGAGACACCAGCAGGACUGGAUAUCGACCGCGAAACCAAGCUCAAUGGCACCAUGCCGGCAUAUGCUGAGCAGGUUCUCAUUUCAACAGGACGCACGGAUUGGAAGAGCAGAAUACAAGAGGACGAUGACAGUGUACUUGUGAAUCAGUUGGCCAGAAUGAUUGGCCCCAAGGGCAAGUUCUCAGAUCCAUACCACAACGUAUCCGUCACCAACUCCUCCAUCCUACCGACUCCAUUCGAGGUCGCCGAGCCUUCGACUCAACCUGCACGAAAUGCCAACACGGUACCGGCCGCCAAAGCUGGCUCGGACCCAGACAUUGUCCCUCAGGAGAAGGCUAACGCAGCGCCUGCAUCAGCCUUCCUUUUCCCUAGCUUCCAAUAUGUUCCCAGCAUUCCCACCGACGACAGUGGUGUGGAAGCCUUUGUCAAGGCAUUCGUUCUUCCUCCUGCGCUACACGCGUCACACGAACGCUUGACGAGAGCACAAAAGAACACCCUUCUCCACGAACCAGAGAUGCGCAAACAAUUCUCCGGUGCUCGUCCGGUACACGAGAUAGUCGUCUUGAUCUGCGGCCACGGCGGACGCGAUGAAAGAUGCGGAAAGAUGGGCCCCGUGCUGCAGGCGGAAUUUGAGGACAAGUUGGCGAGACAGAACAUCCCUAUCAUCCGCGAUGCUCCUCCUCACGACACGGUUCAGCCUGACUACUCGAUCGAAGAAUACCAACCGGCAGCAAGAGUGGCACAAAUUUCACACAUUGGAGGACACAAGUGGGCUGGAAAUGUGAUUGUAUACAUUCCUCCUAGUUUCAAGACCAACCCUCUUGCAGGCUGUGGGAUCUGGUAUGGCAGAGUGGAGCCUCAGCAUGUCGAGGGUAUUGUCGGCAAGACAUUGAUUGACGGCAAGGUUAUCAAAAGUCACUUUAGAGGAGGCAUUCGUGAGGGCGGCGAGAUCUUGAGACUCGACUAG
Molecule: messenger RNA, 1152 nt
Organism: Aureobasidium subglaciale EXF-2481
Lineage: Eukaryota; Fungi; Ascomycota; Dothideomycetes; Dothideales; Saccotheciaceae
Exons: 2
Coding region: 1-1152 (383 amino acids)
Source: RefSeq, a predicted model, not a curated record